CUCGGACCGAUUACAAGCAUCGUUCUGUCUUUGUUUAACAUCCAAGAGAAACAAGGAUAGAAUGAUGCUCGCGAUCGUUUAGAAUGUUAAAUGGAACGCAUCCUAAAUUGACAGUUCGUCAUGGUAGAAGUGAGGGUGUUUUGCAGCCGUAGUUAACAUUUUCAUGUGUAAAACUAACUGUAUACGGUUACUUACAGAAAUACAUAUAAAAACUGCGUCUUUUCAAAGAAGAACUUCAAGACAUAAUGCUAAAGUAUAUUUUUCUUGUUGUGACGAUCAUUUUAGCGACCUGUCUGUCACAAUCAGAGGCGCAGUACGAUGACAAAAGAUGCAAGUGCAUCUGUCCAAGUCUCUCCUCCGUCAUAAAUACAACUCAGACUUCUAUGGAACGUUUGGCGUAUAUCAUAAAUGUUCCACCGUUACAAUGCAAGUGUGAAAAUGUUGUUCUGCCAAAACUUGGAGAUCAAAUAAAGGGCAAGGAAGAAAUAUUUUGUCCACGGUGUGAUUGUAAAUAUGAAAACAGGAAUACAACUAUCAUCAAGAUUGUGGUGAUAAUAGUUAUAUGGGUUAUAUCACUAUUAGUAAUUUACAUGCUAUUCUUAAUUUGUCUCGAUCCAUUACUCAACAAGCGGAUACAUAAAGCAUCAGCAAAUAUUGGUUAUCAUGAACAUAAUAAUGAAGAGGAUGAUUCAUCCAUCGCACCUGGAACAUCUCACCCAAUGGGAGAAAGAGGCAAUGUUUUGAAUCGUGUUGGACAUCAACAAGAUAAAUGGAAACGGCAAGUCCGAGAACAGAGGCGGAAUAUCUACGAUCGUCAUACUAUGUUGAAUUGAAUUGCGCAUUUUGUUUCGAACAAUGUUAUCAAGUAUAUCUAAAAUAAGACGAAACUUUAGCUGUGACCAUGAUUUGUUCAAUGUUCUUAAGUAGACUCUACAUUUAUUGUACAUAUAUAUUGAUAAAUAUGUAUUUCGCGGUAAUAAAAUAAUAUUAAACGUUAGUAAUA
Molecule: messenger RNA, 1003 nt
Organism: Dinoponera quadriceps
Lineage: Eukaryota; Metazoa; Arthropoda; Insecta; Hymenoptera; Formicidae
Exons: 5
Coding region: 246-833 (195 amino acids)
Cellular component (GO): lysosomal membrane
Source: RefSeq, a predicted model, not a curated record